This is a messenger RNA of Bursaphelenchus xylophilus (pine wood nematode), 3864 nucleotides long. NCBI's taxonomy places the organism in Eukaryota, Metazoa, Nematoda, Chromadorea, Rhabditida, Aphelenchoididae. The record is from the annotation of a GenBank genome assembly.
AUGAAACGAACGGCAGAUCUCAACUACGACCAUUUGCGGUAUGGAUUUUUUACAACUUUUUUCUUUCGAAUUUAGAUGUAGUAUCAAGUGUAAUAUAAAAAAGUCUAGUUUUUGUUGGGAAGUCGAAUUUUAUGUGAUGACAAGGAAAUUUCUCGAAUGGUCAGCUGACUGGUCAAGUGACAAGUCUGCUGUCUGUUCAGAUUUUUUUGUCUGUGCCAUUUUUUUUGGCUUUCUAUUGGACAUCAGAUAAAAUGUUAAAUUUGAAGAUAAUGUGGAGGUGUAAGGUGUCCGAAACGAUAAUGUACAGCAAGAGGACUUCUUGUAUUUAGAUUUUUUAGUUUUGAAAUUUUGAUGGUCUGGGAAAUUUUAUGUUCAUUUUUUAUUUGCUGACACCUAUGUUUACAUAAAUUUUGAAAUACUUUGGUCGCUAGGUUGGAGAACUCUGUUUUCUUGUUUUUAUAUGGCCCAUUUUUUCUGAAUAAGACAUCUAUAGACUUAUUAUUUUAUUUUCCUUCAAAUUCGAACAUCUUAUAAUCUCCUUCAUAAUAGCUAAUAUCAAAGUUAAGUUUCAGAAAAGAUCCUCCAACUCUUUUCGAUGUGUUCUGUGAGAUCGAUGGGACGGGCUCGGAGCCUCGGAUAAAAUCAAUUUAUCCAGCUGAUUUCGACGAUCAGCGCCUGCUCAAAUCCAUCUGCGAGUUUUCGUUUCCGAUUGGGACCGGCGAUAAUCCGUACGUUGUAAACUUUGUUUCUCCGAAUUUUAGGCUAUCUUUUUUUAUUACAACUGAAAUGUCAAGCGGAUGUUGUUUUCAGGGACACGGGAUACGAUGAUGACAAUGCUGUUCAGAUUUUCACGUUUCUUCUGAUCGAUGGAUCGACUCACUACACUUUUGGCUAUUGUAAAUUCACACCUCAUACGAAAACAUGUACUUGCAUUCUAUCGUAAGUCUUUUUGUGUUGUGUGUUUGGAUUUUAGGUUUGAUUUGGACAAAAAUUUCGGGAUAACUAGACUUUAUUUAUAUUACACUAGACGUCUUAUAUCAAAAGUCGUAUUUUUUGGCAGAGCUUCUCGUUUCCGGAAGGUAUAUUUUUUGUGGUGGAUUUUUGGAGCGGAUUAUUGUUGUAUGGACCAUCUAGACUUUAAAUCUUUAUCCGUUUAUGACUUUUAUGCUAUGCUUGAACACUUAAUCUUGCUUUAAUUCUAGCGGUUAUCCAUACACCUCGCUCUUUUACAAGCUCCUAAAUCAUCUGUCCAUGGUCGAAAGGAAAUGUGUAAGUGUAAAUAACUUUUUUUUUUAAAGUUUUUUACGGAAAUAUGAUUGAUAUCAAAAAUCUUUUUUUUAGCGAGAAGAUUUGGAGUUUGUUCUUGCCAACGCCUAUCAUAUUGAUGUUCCCGGGCCACACCAAAUGCUCCAACUUAUUGAAUGCAAACCGCAAUGGCAUUUUAGACAUCCAAUUCCGGACAUUCGCGCGUUGGCCUCAUUAAAUGACGAUAAAUUGAUGUUGGAAUUUUAUAAUAUUUUGUCGGAGAAGCAGAUGAUAACGUUGUAUACGAGGUAAGCAAGGGCUGAAAAUUAUAUUGGCGUUGAUUUAGAAAUGAUUUGGGAUGAAAUUAUAUUUUUUAAAUUUUUGGUCAUGGAUAAUAUAUUUUUUUGCUUUAUAGGUAUAAAAAGAAUUUUGUUUAUGUCUUUGACAUAUAUAAUCUAAAUCAAAACACUUUCAGCGUCCUAAUGGAGCGUCACAUCAUCAUAACCGGCAAGAAAUUGGGCCAGCUCACCUCGAUUUGCUUCGCCUUGUCCAAAUUGUUGUGGCCCUUUUCUUGGCAAUGCCUUUUCUCGCCGAUUGUCCCGAAACAUUUGUCGACUAUGUUGGGGUAAGAUAUUUCAUGAAUAUUCUUGAGUAUUUUAGGAUUUUUUGAAGGAUUUAGAGCGUUUUGAAACUUAAUUUUUCUUGUUUUAGCGCUCCAUUACCAUAUAUAAUGGGCGUUCCGAAGCCCGUCCUAGAUUCGGUCCGCGAUGUUAGCCUGGAUGAAGUCGUCAUAGCGGACUUGGACCAGAAAUCGAUCAGAACCCCGUAUAAGGACCAACUUCCAUCGGAAGUCCACAAUUUUUUGAAGCAUAAUUUGAAGCUGACCUCUCAAAUGUUCACUUCCGACUCAUUUUCUCGGACGUUUCUGAGGGCAAAUGUGAUCUUGUUUGGGAAAUAUCGACUGGGAUUUACGAGAGACCCUGAAACUAAAGGUAAAUUUUUGAAAAUGUCAAUUUUGAGAAGGAAAAAUUUAUAUUAUCCAUGAGACUUUUUUUUUGGAAAAAGUGGUGAUUUAGAUAGAAAUUGAUAAAUUUUUGAUUUAGUAUGGGCUUGCUAGUUGUUAUGAGAAUUUAGAGACCAUAAGAAAGGUUUUUACAUUUGUUUUUGUAAAAAAUUAAUAAUUUUCGUCAUGGAUAACAUAAAAAUUUGAUCAGUCGACGGUGAGAUUUGAUUUUUUGGGAGCUCAGAGGUAAAAAUUAAAAUUCUGUGGGAUUUAUUAGUCAGCCUUGCUCCAAAAAAUCAGUUUUCUGAGUUUGAUAUGGAUAAUGUCAAAAAAUUUUAUUCCCCAAAUUUCAGCCGUAAUCUGGGACUCUGAAAAGUUUGUGAAUGAAAACCGGUCCAGCCUUCAACCAUUUCUCCGCCAAAUGAUCAUCGAAAACGGAUCUCAAUUUUUUGACGGCUUCAUAACGGAAAGACUAAAGUUGGCCAAUGCCGGCCAAACCACUUUUGAUGAAUUCGAAGCCGAGAUUCAACGAUUUGACAGAAAAGAAUUUAAUUCGAACGUGAGUUUUGGAUAUUUUGAUGGUUAAUUUUGAGAUUUUUUAGGUCUUACAGACGAAUGCUCCGGAAGUUUUCCAAAAUGCAGUGUCCAAUGUGAGUUUUAUGGGAGAUUAGGGUAAAAUACGAGGUGAAAUGGAGUUGAUUGUUAAUUUUUUGAGAUAAAAUUUACUUUUCGGACCAAAAAUUGAACAAUUUUGGCCUAGUAUAAUAUUGGCUAUUGUGAAAAAGUAUAUUCAAGUUUAGGCCUCAUCUUUGGGUAUAUUGUGCAUGCUGGAAUGAAGUUUUAUCGUCGUAAUUUUCCAGGUAAAAGACAACGCCUCCGACGUGCUAGACGCCCUUAAAGGCAAAUACCAAUCAAUGUCAAUUAGAAGCAAAUUUGGCCGUCUGACCCCAAAAAAUGGCCGAAAAUCGUCGAAAAACAAACCCAAAUUGGACCCAUUGUCCGUUGAUGCAUCUACCUUUCAAUUCCACCCACAAUCCGACUCCUCCGAUGAGCCUGUAGCCGAAUCUCCCAACUCGGAAAACUCGUUGAAUUUGAUCGAUUUCUCGGAAACGCCCAGUGAAGAAAACCCGAACAAAAUCCUCAGUCAAAGUGCUCCAAAUCCAACAAAAAUUGAGUUGAAUAGAAGUAGUGGGGCAAGCAUAAGUGGGAUCGUUUCGAAUGGACUUAAUACUGGCAAUUUUUCGACUAAUGGAACCAGUUUUUCCCAAGCCGAGGCUCAGAAAUUGAACCAAGAAGAGCAAGAAGAAGAUGAGCUGGAUCUGUUCGACCCGCUCAAGACGGGCGUUCGCUCCAGACCGAAUAACACAAGCUCUUCGCAGGCCAAUUCGUCGAUGGGUUCAUCUGGCAACUCGUUCAGAGCAUCGGCAUCAGCCUCACCUUCUUCAACAUCAUCUGCCGCCUUUAUGAAUCAAAGUCCGUUGCCUUUUCAAGUCCCACCACCCCCUCCAAAAACCGCGCCACCACCAUUGAGCCUAAAUCCAUUCGUAACGAACACAUUCGCGACGAAUCAGAAGAGCUCCACGGUUGUACCGGCUAACUGGGAAAAGUUUGAUUAA